CAAAGAGAGGAGAGCGCCACAACCAGGCGCAGAUGCUGGAGGGCUCAUCAACACGUGAGGACAGGGAGGAGACAAGGAAUCGGCGGAGGGGACAAGGAGGAGGAGCAGAGAGACAGGAGACAUUUAGGAGAACGUGGCUUUCCAGAGCCCAGGGGAGGGACGGGAUAAGUGCUGAGUGUGUCAGAGGCUCCUGGGAAGUCAGACUUUUCAUUCCAAAAUGCCAUCUUCGUUUUAUCAGGCCUUCUUAGUUGUUGUCCUCUGUGUUCCAGUAUAUUGUGUGCCCCUAUCCAGCUCCCCCAGCAGAGGAUCUGUCUGCCCUUCCCCCAGAAAAAGUAGUCCUGCCUCCCAGGUGUCCUCCAGCAGCACCAACUUUGCCUUCUGCCUGUACCGGAAGCUGGUUUUGAAGGCCCCGAGUCCAAACAUCUUCUUCUCCCCCGUGAGUGUCUCUGCUUCUCUGGCCAUGCUCUCCCUUGGGGCCCGCUCAGCCACCAAGACCCAGAUCCUCCAGGGCCUGGGGUUCAAUCUCUCACACACACCUGAGUCCACCAUCCACCAGGGCUUCCAGCAUCUGGUCCACUCCCUCGCUGUCCCCAGCAAGGACCGGGACAUAAAGAUGGGGAGCGUCCUCUUCAUCAGAAAGGAGCUGCAGCUGCAGACAAAUUUUCUGGACAACGUCAAGGGGCUGUAUGAGUCGAAAGUCUUUUCUACAGAUUUCUCCAACACCUCAGCUGCCCGGAAGAAGAUCAACAGCUAUGUGAAGAGGGAGACCAAAGGGAAGAUUGUGGACUUAAUCCAAAGCCUCGAACCUCAGACAGCCAUGAUCCUGGUGAACCACAUUUUCUUUAAAGCCAAGUGGGAGAAGCCCUUUAACCCUGCAUAUACCACUAAAAGUUUCCCCUUCCUGGUGGACGAGAGGACUGCUGUACAUGUUCCAAUGAUGCACCAGGUACAGCAAGUUGCUUUUGGGGUGGAUCUGGAGCUGAACUGCUCUGUGCUGCAGAUGGACUACAGGGGAGACACCGUGGCCUUCUUCGUCCUCCCUGGCCAGGGAACGAUGAGGCAGCUGGAACGAGCCUUGUCAGCCAGGACAGUGUGGAGGUGGAGCCACUUAUUCCAGAAGAGGUGGGUGGAGGUGUUCAUUCCCAAAUGUUCCAUUUCUGCCUCCUAUGACCUGGAAACCAUCCUCCCGAAGUUGGGCAUCCGGGAUGCAUUUGACAAAAAUGCUGAUUUUUCUGGAAUCACAAAGGGAGGAUUCCUGCAAGUUUCCAAAGCCGCCCACAAGGCUGUGCUGGACAUCAGCGAGGAGGGCACCCAGGCUGCAGCAGCCACUGCCACCAAGUUCAUAGUCCGCUCGAAGGAUGGCCCCCCUGACUCCACCAUCUGCUUCAAUAGGCCCUUCCUGCUGCUGAUUACAGACAAAAUCACAGAGACCAUCCUUUUCCUGGGGAAAGUUGGAAAUCCCACUAAUUUCUAGGUGGAAGAGGCUUGUCAUCUGAAUACAUGUUGACGGUGUGCAGGAAAUGACAACCCACGUGGCCUGCUGCUCAUGCUCUGACGUUCGGAAGUGCUGUCUCCUGCUCUGAGGGUCCACCCGACCCCGGCAGAGCUGCAUGCAGCUCAGUCGUCCUAAGGCAGCAGUGACCACAGUCACAAACCAAAGCCCACUGACCCCCGGUCAGUGCUCUUUUCCACAAAUCCUCCCGGGUCACUAGCUUCAUGGAAGAGUUCUGGGUUGGUGGACUUUCAGCCCUCAGAGUCCCUGGGAAUGGUGACAUAUUGAUCAGUCACCUUUAUUGCAGAAUUACAGUAAUAAAUUCAA
Messenger RNA from Vicugna pacos (alpaca), 1819 nucleotides. Its product is annotated as serpin A9. Gene Ontology annotation, molecular function: serine-type endopeptidase inhibitor activity. NCBI's taxonomy places the organism in Eukaryota, Metazoa, Chordata, Mammalia, Artiodactyla, Camelidae. The record is from RefSeq and is a predicted model, not a curated record.